Molecule: messenger RNA, 1441 nt
Organism: Blastocystis hominis
Lineage: Eukaryota; Bigyra; Opalinata; Blastocystidae
Exons: 1
Coding region: 1-1434 (477 amino acids)
Source: RefSeq, a predicted model, not a curated record
AUGUCUGUUUGUUACUUUUUGGGAGAUGAUUUCAUUUAUGGAGUGAGGUACAACAGUGAUAUCACCACUGAUAUUCGUUUUUCGGUCGGACCUCGUUACUACUCAGGUUGUACCGUCAGUUUUGUUGGCGAUGCGGUUAGCUUAGUUUCUCCCCACAGAUCACCAUCCACAUUACGCAAGAGCGUAUUAAGCGGAUCGAUGUUCCUGUUAGAAAACGAUGGAAAAUCGAGUAUGUUUGCGCGACUCCGUGAUACGCUCUUUUAUGAUGUUGUAGCUGAGGGAAAUGGAAAGUUUGUAUAUAAGGCAAAAGAUACGAAGUUCACUCCAGAGCAAGUAUUCAGGGUGAUUAUUGGAGAAAUAUCGAAAGCAAUCACUGGAAACAUCAGACUCUACAAUGCCUUCUUUAUCAUUCCCGAUUACUACGACCAGGGGAAACGAUGUGCUGUUUCUGAGUGUUUGACGUCUUCAUUCCGCAACUCCAAAAUCCACUUGGUAAACUACUCCACAGCAGUCGGCAUGCGUCUCUACGAAGAUACAAAAUAUGAUUUCUACUGCCUGAACAUCCGCUUUGACUCGGGUCCGUUCGGGGUCUCGAUUCUAAAAGUGACUGGAGACGGUGCAGUUCCAUUAGCCUCUCUCUCGAACGACAACGUGACAGGAAGCGAUCUAAUCACCGAAAUUCAAAACAUUUUGGAGCGCGAUGCUCUGAAAAUGAAGCUAAAGACGGAGUACCAGGCGGAGCCCACUCCCGAGAAGCAGGCUUAUGGCCGCGCUGCCUAUUGGCGUUUGCUGCGAAACUUCGCGUACGACACCAACAUCGAAGUGGAUCUGGACCUGGACGACAAGGUCUCGAUCAAUCCAGACUCCCAAACGAUCGUCGAGGCGUUCAACCAGCUGGCCGGGGAGAUGAAACUGACGAUCGCGAACUGCUGCAUUUUGGCGGGCGUGGAGCUGGCGAAGAUUUCGGAGGCGGUGGUCACGGGGCCGUUCAACGAUUCGAUCUCGUUCGAGCCGUUGCUGAAGGAGAUGGGCUACACGGAGCGCAUCGCGGUGAUGCGAGAGAGCGAUCUGUGCAAGAAGGUGGUGAUGCGCGGACGAUGCAUUCAGGUGUUGCAGAGCACGUUCAGUGUGAGUCUGAACAAGAAGUCGAUGCUGAUAAUGGAUCGGUUUACGCCGUAUCCCGUGAAAAAACGAAGUCAGCUGAUCGUGGAUGUGGAGAAGCCCGAGAUGGCGUACACGCUGCUGGUGUACCAGAAUCGGAUCGGAGAUCGGAAUAACAGGCUGAUUCGGACCUGCACGCUGAAUAACGUCGCGGUGUAUCAGGGGAAGAUUUCAUUGAGCAUCUUGCUGGAGGUGGAUGAUAGCGGGAUUGCGACUCUGACGGUGGUGGAGAUGAGUGAGAAUGUAACGCUGGUGAAUGCAUUACGUUUGUAAGAUGCGU